GUUUAUAGCGCUGACUAUACUUUGAAGGUCAUGGGUGCGAAGUCAAAGCCUUCUCCCGCAGGGAAGCCGUUGAUGGGAUAUGAAGAAAUAGUAGUUCAAGAAGAUGAUUCUAGGUGCUGUUCGUGUACACCAAGUUGGGUUAAAACGUUUCUGAUAUUUUUCACUGCGAUUAUCCUGUUAAUUGCACUAGCUUUAAUUGGACUGGGUGUUUUCCUCCUUGUUAUUCGCUCACCGUUUGUACCUGUAUUGCUAGGUGAAGUGGCAUACUUAAGUCACUUCCUUAUGUUCGUUGUUGGGGGUCUUCUACUCAUAGUUUGCAUAAUCGGAUUUGUCGGCGUUUCUAACGGAAAAUCUACUCUACUUCUAACAUUUGCAUGGAUGCUUUUCAUCAUCUUGUUGAUCCAGUUCAUUACUGGUGUUCUAGCUCUAUGCUUUUCAAAUGUCCUUACUGAAUGGCUUGCUGACAGAUUAAUGUUUACUAUGCAGACACAGUAUUAUCACGAUACUGAUGAUGUUGAUGCUGCCGUAGAUCAAAUACAACAAAAGUUUAAGUGUUGCGGAUCGCGAACUUUUCGAGACUGGAGUGAAAGCGUCUUCCAAAAUAAUUCCAAGCAAAAAGAUAACUUACCGUAUCCUGAAUAUUCCUUGGUUGUCCCUGAUUCUUGCUGUGUAAGAUCAGUUAAAAACUGUGGUAAACUACCACACCCAUCAAAUGUGUACUACGAGGGGUGUAUGGAAUCAAUACUUCUUAAUCUACGUGAACAAUACUACAUAAUCUGCGUGGUAGCACUUGCACUUGUUUUUGUCGAGUUUUUCGGUGUGAUAUUAGCUUGCUGCUAUUCGAAGGCGCCAAAGAUGAACCAGUGAAAUAUUAUGCACUCAGACCAUCAUUAAACAAAUAGCUUCUUUUUUGAACAAUUUUAUUCGCAGUUAUUAUUAAUGUACAGC
Messenger RNA from Trichobilharzia szidati, 948 nucleotides. The record is from the annotation of a GenBank genome assembly. NCBI's taxonomy places the organism in Eukaryota, Metazoa, Platyhelminthes, Trematoda, Strigeidida, Schistosomatidae.